AUGAAUAAUUACAAAAAUGUGAAUAAUACACGCUAUGGCAAUGCAGACAUCAACCGAAAACUCUCGAAUCACACAAUCGACCCCACUGCAAAUAAUCCUGUAUAAGUGGGUUCAUUUGAUUUCUCAAAUCCAUUAUCUUUGAGACGACCAUCUGUGAUAGAUGAAGAGACAUACUAGAAAAUUUAGCAAAUGAAAUCCAUGUUUUAAAACGAAGAAGAUCAAGAUCAAGAUAGUGGCUAUGAUGUUAGCUCUCCUGAUGAAGAUAUGAUAACCAAUACUAAGAAAUAAACGCAUCUGCCUUCCUUUAUGCGCUAAAGAAUACAAAGAAAAGAGAGUAAAAACUUUUAAAAAAUUAACAGCAAGCCAACAUGUUGUUCAUUUAAGGACAUUACGAUUCUGGAAAAAUUAAGUAAGCAUGGAGGUGAAAUCAAAGAUAAUUUGACUAUUAAAUCUUAAAAUUUACCUUAGAAAAAUUGGAAAAAGGUAAAAACAAGAGUCAUUUAGCACCUUAAAAUGAAGAGAAUGGUUGAUUACUUGAGUACUAAUAAGGACGAUGACAGAAGAGACUCAGAUGAAGAUCAGCCGUCGAGAUGUGAUAGACUAAUGAUAAAUCCUAACAAUAAGAAAUUGAAGUAUUGGAAUUACUUAAUUUCGAUAAUAAUACUUAUUGACAUAAUAUAUGUCAUCAUCGUAUCUUUUGCUCAUGACUAUGGUCAUCAUAUGAUAUCAGUCCUUGACUUUACUUUUAUACCUUUUGGAAUGGAUUUUAUGCUCAAUUUCUUCAAGAUGUAUUAUUAAGAUGUGAAUUUGAUCAAGAGACCUCGCCAUAUUUAGAUAAAUUAUCUCAAACUGAUUAUCGUGCUUGCAUACAUGUGCCACUUCUUAGCAAGCUUCUGGGUAUAUAUUGGAUUAGUUGGAGAAGAAUAGCAAACUGGCUGGAUUGUCAGACUGUAACUUAAUGGUAUCAUUCAUAAAGAUCCUGCAUCAGAGUACAUAGCAGCUAUUUAUUACAUAUUCGCUACGCUUUCUACUGUUGGAUUUGGAGAUGUGGUUGGAAUAGAUCUGUGGGAGUAUUGCUUUUAAAUUCUUGUUUAAGUAAGAUUUUACCUUCUAAAUCAAGAUUAGAUUAUUGGUAUUGGAUUUUUUGCAUAUAUCAUGGGUAAUCUGCACAACUUGCUCGCGAGCUUUAGCCACAAAGAUGCUCAUAAUUUUCAAGUAUAUCAUAAGUUUAUAGUCGGUUUUCAGGACGAAGGAUUAGAUCAGUGGCUCAUUCAGUUGGACCGUGCCUACAAGGAAAAGAUUCUAGAUUAAGAGGUUUUUAUGCAGACUCAAAAAUUUUUCAGAUAAUAUGAUUCUAAGGCCCUCAAUACUCUAAGGAAGUCUCCUUUUUUCAUUCAACUCAAACCAAGAAUCUAGAAAACGUUGACAGAUGUUAUAUUCGAGGAAUUUUAUGACAUAUUUGAGGUGAUUUUUGACGGUCUGGAGGAGGGAUUCAGAAGGAAAAUAUGCCAAUGCAUGAAAUUCAAACUCUUUUAAAAGUAAUAUAUCGAUAAUUCUUCACUUGUUUACGAUAGACCGAUUCCAAGGAAAAAUAAGCAAAAUACAUUUUUCGAAUAUGGGCCCAAGAUAUUUGAAAAGAACAACAUUGUAAAAAAAGUUUACUUCAUUCUGAGAGGAACAGUGCAUCUAACCAAUGAAAGUGGAGCUUAUGAUGAAGAAGCUGAGCCUCUCUAGAUUAUGACAGUUAGCAAAAAGAAAUUUCUUUAAGUUUGUGAUGAAUACCCUCAAAUCAAAGUAAUGAAGUCCUUAGUAAGAUCUUAUCAUUAUAAUAAGCAAUCACCAAUUAUUGAGAAAUCUUUCAUAAACAGGCAGAAGCAAGUUGUGUCAAUUUACAAAGCACUUUUAAAUCAUUACUUUCUGAUGGCUGCUAACUACAAAUAAAUAAAGACAUCACUAUAGUCAAUUAGAGAGAAUUAUCAGGAUUCCUCAAGUCAAAGAGGAGAUGAUACCCACAAAUUUUCGAAUCAUUUGAAUCCAGGAGGUACACACAAUAACUAGACUAGCAAUGGAUAAAAUUUAGAAUUUGAAACUAAAAUGGGAACUCACAAGAUUCAAGUUGAAGCCAUUGACAUUUAAUAGGAAAAUAUAGAGCAUAAUAGAAUCCCCCAUUUAAGACCAAGAUUAUCCCACUAAGAGUUAGGAAUCAAACCAAUCUAUUAGACAGAUAUGGAAGUUCCUUUGACGGAUGCAAAAGAAUUCUUUAAAAAGAAGUUGUCAUAGAUGGUCGAAGAAGAUUUAAGUUAUCAGAAUGAGUCUCCAAAAAAGAUGUCAGGAGCUUAGGUAAUUGAGAAUAUGAAAUCUGUAUCAGAUUCAUCCGACAACAAUUAGUAGUUGGGCCAUGUUUAGACUGAAGAAAAGUAAUAAGAAAAGGUCUAAUUUAUCACAAUGGAGCCUUAAGUUAAGCUUUAGGGCUCUUUAAAUAUCUAAAAGCAAAAGUCAAACUUCUUCAAGUUCACUAAAUAAGAGAAGCGAUCAAGACAUGUGAGGGAAAGUUCAGAUCAGUUACAUAUAAUUGAGUAUAACGAGAAUGACAGUUUGAAUGAGCACAAUAAAUCAAUAUCAGCAUAUAUGAUGGGCAGUUAAAUAAACAUAGAUUACAGAGGAAACGAAGAUGCUAAUGUGAUUAUAGAUUCAUAACAUACUAUUGGAAAUGAAAGAUAGUCAACAGAGAGAGAACUUAUUACUGAGCCAAAGAUGCUUGCUAAUGGAGCUAUAAUGCAAGAACAACUGUAGAUUCUAAGAAUUAGUGAUUCAGAUGAGGAAAUAAAGAGUGUUCAUUCAUAAAGCCAUUAACAUAGCAUUCCAGCAUAUUAACCUUCUUAAAGAAAGAAUGAUGAAUUAGAAUCUUAAACUAAUAAAAGAAGAGGUGCUAAAUACAAAAACUACAAGCAGAAUAGUCAGAGCAAGGAAAUCAUUCAAAAUGAAUUGCUAAAGUAGGAGAGAAAUCUUUAGAGAAUGCUGAGAGGUUAGGGCUAAUUUUUACCUUUUGAUAUUUACAAAAACGAAAUCGUAUGUGAGUAUCUUUACAACUCUGAAGAUGAAUUCAGAUAUGGAAUGGGGCAUGAUUUGAAGUCUGAGAGACAGGUGAACGUAGAAAGAAAAUUGAAUAAAUACUGUAAUAAAGUUAAUGAGGAGAUUAGAAGGAUGAAGAGGCAAAAUGAUGAAAAUAAGAUGAAACUUAUUGAAAAACUAUACAAGCUAAAGCUUGCAAAUUUUAGUCUCAAAUAAACUCCAGUAUCAAGGAAUAAGAUAAACCAUUUGAUACCCUAAUGA
Messenger RNA from Stylonychia lemnae, 3333 nucleotides. The record is from the annotation of a GenBank genome assembly. NCBI's taxonomy places the organism in Eukaryota, Ciliophora, Spirotrichea, Sporadotrichida, Oxytrichidae.